AUGGACUCACAAGGUAGCUACACAGACGAUAAUACUAAUCACGCCUCGAAGCAGGAGGCUGAGACUGAAAAUGGCCCCGAGUCUCUCAAAGGUCAAAACGGUUCACGACAUGAGUCUGAAAGAUUUGAUAACCCAGACCAAAAAGCUCCUCAAGCGCACUACAUGCUAGGAGAGUCUCACCACGAUCAGUUCCAUCGCCAGCGGGGACUUAAAAAUCUGGAAAAUGCAAUCGCAUACAUGUCCCGAGCGGUUGCCUUCACUUCUGAUUAUGACCCGGGAUUUCCACACAUGCUCGAAAGAUUAGGAGCAUACCACAGCGAUCAAUUCCGAGAGCUGGGCGAAUUGAUAGAUAUCGAAAAGACCAUUGAAUACUUGUCCCGUGCAGUUGCAUUGACGGACGCUAGCGACUUAGACUUGCCAGGACUACUUAAUAAUCUAGUCAGAUCUCACUGUAACCGAUAUGCACGUCAAGGUGGCAUUGGCGACAUCGAAAGGUUAAUCGAACACUGCUCCCGUCUGGUCGCAUUAGCUGCUCAUGAUGAUCCUGAGUUGCCGAUGCGACUUGCUGGUUUAGGAGGACUUCAUGAAGAAAGAUACAGGCGCUUAGGACAGCUGGACGACAUUGACAAAGCAAUCGAAUACGAAUCUCGCGCGGUGAUAUUGGUGCCUGAUGAUCACCCGCUCUUACCACAACUACUCAGCACCCUAGCAGUAUCCCAUCGUGAACGGUUUAGUUGCCGAGGAUACAUAAAAGACCUUGAUAAUGCUACAGAAUAUGCGGCUCGCUCGGUUGAAUUGACUUCCAGUGAUCACCCGGCCUUGCCAGAGCGAUUCGCCGACCUAGGGAUAUGCUAUGGUAUUAGAUUCCGGGCUCGGGGCAACUUGGACGACAACGACAGAGCAAUCGAACACUUAAACCAUGCGCUUUCACUGGCUCCUGAUGAUUACCCGAAUUUAUCUGGCCUAUUCAUCAAUUUGGGCGUAGUUUAUGGCACACGUUUCAAUCGUCUAGGCGAACUCAACGAUCUGGACAAAGCAGUCGAAUUCGGGGCUUGUGCGGUCUCACUAACUCCAGAUGGACACCCGCGCUUGCCGGAGCGACUCGUCAACCUAGGCGUGUCUUACGGUGAUCGAUUCAAGCGUCUGGCCGAAUCAAGUGACAUUGAUAAAGCCAUAAAACUCAAGUCUCGUGCCAUUGCAUUGACUCCGGACGGUGAUCCACACUUGCCAUACCGGCUUAGUGUUCUCGGAGCAUCUUAUCACGAUCGAUUCAGUCACCAGGGAAGCCAGGAAGACCUCGACAACGCAAUCGGGAAUAAAGCUCGCACAGUCGAAUUGACUCCUGACGGGCACUCGGAGUUAUCGGGACGACUUGCCGCACUGGGAGCAUCUUAUGGGCAGCGAUUCAAGCUUCUGAGGAAUCUCAAUGACAUCGAAAAAUCGAUCGAGUGCCUAUCUCGUGCAGUUAUACUGACCCCGGAGGACGACCCACACCUUCUGGACCGACACCUAAACCUAGUCAUAGCCUACAACAUUCGAUACCGGAGUGUUGGCCGUGUAGUCGAUCUCGAAAAGGCAAUUGAGUAUAUAUCUCAUGCACUUGCCCUCGCUCCCGAAGACCAUCCAAUUUUCCCUGUUGUGCAUCAUCUUUUAGCGGUGCUCUGUGUAUCGGAGUACCGAGUUACGGAUAACUCUUUGCGCUUGCAAGAUGCGCUGUGUUCAUAUCGGAAGGCUUCUCAAUCACAGGCUGGAUCACCGCGUUGCAGGUUUGGCAUCGCACUCGAAUGGGCAAACGACGCUUGUAUCUAUAGCUCGCUUAACGUGAUCGAGGCAUACCAAACUGCGAUCGACAUAUUGCCACAGUACAUCUGGCUCGGGACCACUACUGAUCAACGUUAUAGAGACAUGGAGGGGACCAAGAGCUUGCCUGCAAAGGCAGCCUCUGCUGCAAUUGCCACUUCGAACUAUGGGCUGGCACUUGAGUGGCUGGAGCAUGCGCGAUGUGUGGUGUGGAAUCAAAGUCUGAUGCUCCGAUCACCGCUUGAUGAGCUUCGUUCUUCUAAUCAAACAUUAGCGGAUCGUCUGCAAGAAGUCGCAAGUCAGCUAGACACUGUCAGCUCCGAACAUGGGGCCCCUCAAAAAACUGCUUCAGACUCAUCCGCUCUUAAGCAAGCCAGUAUGCAUCAUCUACUAGCUCAUGAGUACAAUGACCUAUUGGACCAAAUACGUCGGCUCCAUGGGUUUGAAGACUUCCUUCAGCCAAUGAAGAUAAACAAGCUUGUUCAUGCUGCCCGAAAUGGCCCCAUCGCUGUAAUCAACAUCCACAAAGCCAGAUGCGAUGUACUUAUUGCUCAGCCCGGGAAAGAACAGAUCGAUUUUGUCCCACUUCCUAUGUUUUCAUACGAGAAAGCUUGUUACGCACGGGAAGAGAUACAUAAAUCACUUGCUCAUCAGGGAUUGAGACAGCGCGAUAUCAAGCUACGACCUAGGCCGAGACAGGAGCAAGAUUCAAAGGAUAACUUUGGGGCUGUAUUGAAACUUCUCUGGUACAGUGUUGUUAAACCCAUCCUGGACUUUCUUGGACAUACUAAUAUCGUACCACCAGGUGACCUACCGCAUAUAACCUGGUGCUCAACGGGCAUAGUGUCGUUCCUCCCACUUCAUGCAGCUGGGGAUUACGAUCAACCGAACUCAAGAGUAUAUAAGUAUACAAUUUCAUCUUACACUCCAACCCUCGCCGCUCUUAUCUCAUGCUCUCCUACAUCCCUUGCACCAGGGUCCCAAAUACUUGGGGUAGGGCAGGGGGCUGCGCCAAUACAUGGGUUGGAUGAAUUACCUGGCACAGCCAAGGAACUUGCAUAUAUAAAGGAGCAUACCAAAAGGAUAGGCUACGUUGGAUUCUCAGAAUCUGCAGGCGAUGAAGCAACUAUCAAAGGUGUGCUAGAUGCGAUGGACAAACACGACUGGGUUCACCUCGCUUGCCACGCUUACCAAAGUGCUGAAGAUCCAAGCGAGAGUGGAUUUCUCCUCCAUGAUGGCAUACUGAACCUGGCCUCCAUCAAUCUCCGAUCAUUCAAGAACAAAGGACUGGCAUUCCUCUCCGCAUGUCAGACUGCGACUGGUGAUGCGAGGCUGCCAGAUGAGGCAAUUCAUCUUGCAUCAGGGAUGCUUAUGGCUGGAUAUACUAGUGUCAUUGGGACCAUGUGGUCCGUGAAAGACAUAGACGCACCAUUGGUAGCAGAGAAAGUAUACGCCAAUCUGCUGAAAGAGGGGAAGCUUGGAAACGGAGAAGCAGGCAAAGCACUUCAUAGCUCUGUCGCCCAAUUGCGAGACCAGAUUGGAGAGGUGGAAUUUGGACGCUGGGUGCCCCACAUUCAUAUAGGCUCAUAA
This is a messenger RNA of Rhizoctonia solani, 3390 nucleotides long. Its product is annotated as CHAT domain protein. The record is from RefSeq and is a predicted model, not a curated record. The coding region runs from base 1 to 3390 and encodes 1129 amino acids. Lineage: Eukaryota; Fungi; Basidiomycota; Agaricomycetes; Cantharellales; Ceratobasidiaceae. The transcript is spliced from 4 exons. Gene Ontology annotation, molecular function: protein binding.